Messenger RNA from Ascoidea rubescens DSM 1968, 2268 nucleotides. It is a transcript of the gene COG3, whose product is annotated as Golgi transport complex subunit COG3. Gene Ontology annotation, biological process: Golgi organization; cytoplasm to vacuole targeting by the Cvt pathway; intra-Golgi vesicle-mediated transport. The annotation marks the transcript as partial. Lineage: Eukaryota; Fungi; Ascomycota; Saccharomycetes; Ascoideales; Ascoideaceae. Gene Ontology annotation, cellular component: COG complex; membrane; cis-Golgi network. The record is from RefSeq and is a predicted model, not a curated record. The transcript is spliced from 2 exons.
CUUGAUCCUUUAACUGAUAACCAGAAAGAUAAAUAUUGGAGCGAUUAUUUCGAUGCUUUCGAUUAUGAUUUAUUGACUUCUGACGAUACUGAAAACGAAUUAUUUAUCAAUGAAAAUAUUGAUUUUUUGAACUUCCAAAAUAACCUAAGUUUCAAAUACCAGAAUAAUCUCAGUUAUUUAAAUAAAUCAAAUGAAAUCUUGUCGAUUUUAAACAAAUUAACGAUUAAAUAUGAUUCAAUUAUAAACGAUACUGUUCAAUUUACUAAAAAGUUUGAUGUUUUAAAUGAUCAGAAAUCGGAUCUCUCUAAUUUCAUUAAUAAACUUAAUUAUAAUAUAGAUUUCCUUGAAAAUUUGGGGUAUAUAACGAGAAUUCUAAACACACCUGGCUCAACUAUUGUUAGAAAACAAAAAUUCAAAAUUUGUUUGGAAAAGCUAGAUGAUUCAUUAGAGUUUGUUGAAAACAAUCCUGAUUUCAGAGACAUUGAUUCCUAUAAAAUAAGAUUUAGAUCUGGAAUGACAAAAGCUUUAACAUUAAUAAGAAAUUAUAUUAUUAAUUUUCUUAAAACAUUGUAUAAUAAUCUUCAAUAUCAAUUAAAUAAUCAGUCAAAUAACUUUAAUUUGGAUUUAAAUUCAAACUCAAUCACUCAAGACGCUUUAUUGUAUACUAAGUUUUCAUCCAAUUCGGAUGUAAUUAAUGAUUUGUCUAAUGAAAUUAUUAAAAGAAUUGAAAACCAUCAAGAGUAUAAUGGGUUAUUAUCUGAUUGUUAUAAUCAAUAUUUUAGUAUUCGUUCGAAAUUAAUUAGCUCAAUUAUUUCAAAAAAUUCUCAAGAUUUAGUAAUUACUAAGAAAAAAUUUUUAAGAUUUUCUCAAAGUAUGUUAUCAUAUUUUGUUAACAUUAUCAGACAAGAGCAUGAAUUAUUUGCGAUUUUUUUUGCAUUUGUUGAUGAUGAUGAUAAUAAUAAUAAUAAUCAAAAAGUGAUUAAAAAUGAAGAACAAUUAACUCAAUGGUUACAAACUCUUUGCAAGCCUUUAUAUGAUAUCUUAAAAAACCGAAUUUAUAAAGUAAUUGAAAUUAAAAACCUAUGUGAUUUAAUAAUUUUACUACAAAAAUAUUAUGAUUUUACUGAAAGUGAGGAUAGGAAUUUUUCAUUUGGGAAUGAGCCUAGUUUAGAGGAAAAUGAAUUUAAUGUUGACCUUGGACCAUUUUUUCAGCCAAUAAUCCAAGAGGCUCAAUCUCGAUUGAUUCUUAGGAUAGAAGUUUAUAUUGAUGAAAACAUUGUUAGGUAUAAGCCCACAUUAGAGGAUUUGAAUAUUGGGAACAGAAAAAAAGCAAGUGUUGUUACAACAAUUUCAUCUUCUGCGAUGAAUGGGAAAAAAUUGGAUUUUGGAAAUAAUGAGAAGAAUAGGAAUUUGUUUAAGGGAUUAUAUCCGCCGUUAUCGAAGGCUAUUACAUUAUUAUCUGAGGUAUAUCAGUUAGUGAAUUCGAAUGUGUUUGAUAAUUUGGCGCAUAAUAUUGUUCAUGCUUGUAUUAUUUCACUGAAAGAUUCGUAUAAAAUAGCUGAAUCGCAUAUUGGAAAGAUAAACUCCAAGUUAUAUCUUAUGGAGAAUUUAUUACUUUUAAAGUCUCAAAUUGAAAAUUUUGAUAUUCAAUUUGUUCAUUCAGAACCAAGUUUAGAUUUUUCGGGAUUAAAUUCGAUAUUCAACAAGAUCAAGAAUGGUGAAUUUGAGAUAAUGAAUAAUGGAAUUGUAAAAAUUUUUCGAGAUUCAGUUCCUAAAUUUGUGAACAAUGUUUAUGAUGCUAAAUUGGAGUUACAAACCGAGUUGAGAAAUGUUGUCCAUAGUUUUACCGAAGAUAUUGUUGAAGAAAUUUUGAAGGGAUGUAUUGAGAUCAAUGAUAUUGAAAGGGAUUUAAAAGGGGAAAGCAGAGAAAAGAUUAAUCAGAACAAUUUACAGUUUAAGGAAAACAUCAAGUCUACAUUUUUAAAAUUGAAAGAAUUGUACAGUAUUUAUAUAAACGAUGGACAAAUAAUAAGUUUCUUGAACGAUGGGAUUCAAGAGUUGAUUAUUCAAAUGUAUGAGAAAUAUCAUGAGGAAUUGAUCAAUAAAGCAAAUGAAUUAAAAUUGGAGAAUCGAAAGACAGUGCUACAAGAGGUCAUGGAAGUUGACACAUUAAUUUCGUACAUCAGUGAUGUAUCCAACAGUAUAUUUGAUGAGUAUGGGUAUGACUAUGAUGAUUACAAUAACGAUGAUAUUGAUGAAGACGAAAUG